GGCGGUUUGCAAAACAUGUCAGUGGUUAAGUCAGUUGAUAGCGUUGGCCCAGUACAGCUGGAGAUGAAUCUAGCGGAGGGACAUAUCCAGGUCUUACCCGUAAGCGCACUGCAGGAGCUGGAUGCGAAAACGUUGGAACUUGAGACGGUGCAGAAGGAGCAGGCGGAGGAUAAUGAAUUAGUUCAGAGCUCUGAACGUUUUCUGGAGAGUAAAGAAGAAUUGGAACAGAUUGCAAAUGCCUUGGAGGAAGAUCUCCUGCCCCAGCCAGAGAUAUCGGAGCUGCAAAACGAACAAACCAAACAAUUGGAAAAACAACCACUGGACGAGGGAUUGGAUGAAAAGCUGUUGGAAGAACAACAAAACGAGGUAAAUCAAAAGGAACAGUUGGAAAUACCGACGAAGGAAUCGCAGAAUAAGGACCCUGAUGAGGGAAUCGAUCAAACCCCUCUGGAAAAUCGACAAAAUGAGGAACUCCAAAGGCAACAGUUGGAAGAUUGUGAUAAAAAACAAACAGAAGAUUCGCUUAAAUUAGAUGAAAGUCCAUUGGAAGCAGUAGAGGAGCGAUUAGAAAGACUACCGGAUGAAAAAUUAGAUGAAGAGCAAGAAAUUCGUGUCUGUGAAAAUGAAAACGAACAAGAAUUGAGUCAAUUGGAAAAUACGGAAGAAGCUAGACGAGAAAUUGUAGAACAGCCUGAAAAGGACGAGGAUGGAAAAACAUUGGCUAUAGAUCAGAAGGAGGUGGAACAAUCUAAGGAUGUUCAUUUAACUGAGCCCGAUAAUCGAGUAGAGAACACAGAAAACAAUCCUUGUCAAGUAUCUGGUGAAGAACAAACCGAUUUGCCCAACGAGACUGUACGACAAACUCUACGGAAAUUGUUAGAAAAACUUUGGCCCGAUCGCAUAUCAACUGAAUUCGAACUGGAGCGGGCUAGCGCCAAGGGUGACAACUACUUGGGCGUUGUGUGGCGCAUCUGUGUGAGACCGGAAGGCAGUCUGGUGCUCAAGUUGCCACCACAGAAUAGCGUGAGGCGCAAACAGUUUUUCGCUCGACCCUGCUUUCUACGCGAAUCUUUGGCCUAUGAGAACUUUCUGCCUCUUGUGGCAGAGUUUCAAGGAGAACGAAAUGUACCACAUGAGGAGCAGUUCACCCAGUAUGCCCGGUGUCACGCCUGUCGUCUGGAUGAGCCCAACGAGUGCAUUGUGCUGGAAGAUCUGUGUCGGGCCGGUUACGAUUUGCAUGAUCGGUUCGCUGAACUACCCGUCGAAUGUGUUCGCUUGGUGAUGCGAGCCUAUGGAAAGCUCCAUGCCACAUCUCUGGCCAUAAAGCAGCAAUGGCCGGACCGUUUGAAGGAUUGUCAGAGUCUUGUGGAUAUUUUCGAACAGCGACGUGACGAUCAUUCGUUGGGCGUGUACUUCAAAAACCUCAAGCAGAGUGCCCUUGGCUCACUGUGCCCGGUGAAGGAUCAUCACUAUGUGGAACGUCUGGAGGCAUAUUUUGGUCUUGGAACAUUUUUUGAGCUGCUUCUGCCAUUGAUUGGUGGUAAGAAUUGUGAGCCAUAUGCCGUGGUCUGCCAUGGGGACUGCUGGAAUAACAACAUCAUGUAUAGACUCAGUAAACCGGAGCAGGACAACGACGAUAAAGGGGGACGACCACUCGAUGUCCGUCUUAUUGACUGGCAACUAAUGCGCUAUGCUUCACCCAUUACGGAUCUGGCAUAUUUCUUUUUUAGCUGUACAUCUCGAGAUUUUCGUGGAAAAUAUUACAAAUCCAUGCUGGAGACUUACUACACAGAAAUGGCCCAACAAUUGACUAGAUUGGGUGAGUCCGCUGAUGAGCUGUUCCCCUUGCAGGCAUUCAAUGAGCAAUUGCAAUCAAAAUGCGCUGUAGGUCUGCUCUUGGCCAUGAUGGUAUUACCAAUUGUCACUAUGCGUGGCCAAGAUGUGCCCGAUUUGCAGACAAUAAGCGAACUCAUCGAGGCUGGCGGCACUACAAGCCUAAAGGGAGCUGGUUUCCUCGGUUCUGGUAAUGAGGUGCUCUAUAAGAAGCGCAUGCGGGAUGUCAUUAUGGAUUGUGUGGACAAUGAAUACAUUUAAUUAGUUUCUGCUGACGCUGCUCUUACCUUGUGUUGUUGUUUCAGUCGCUUGGCCCCCUUGGCGAAAUGCAAAGUCGAAUUCGUCUCAGCAAGAUCGCAGGUAUGGGGACUGAUGCAGGCCAAUAAUGUAAAAUAUGAGCGGGCAUUAAUCGAUUCUGUGGAUUAUAGUACACCAUUCAAAAUAUAUACUUUAAUGAUUUAGUGCAAAAAGAAAA
Drosophila willistoni is the source of this 2308-nucleotide messenger RNA. RefSeq lists its product as uncharacterized. The record is from RefSeq and is a predicted model, not a curated record. The transcript has 2 exons. The coding region runs from base 16 to 2094 and encodes 692 amino acids. Lineage: Eukaryota; Metazoa; Arthropoda; Insecta; Diptera; Drosophilidae.